AUUUCUUUAUUUAAAAGGUCUUUCUUCAUCUGUGAAUCUCGUCGUUUCUUGAGUGAGGCUGCGCAGAUGUUUACUCUUUCUGGGUGUGUAGACGCUUGUUGUCAUCCCGCCCGACUAUGCACACAUUUCAACCAGUAUAGUAAAUAAUACGCGGCUACGUUUACUGAGGUUUCUGGGUAAGCAAACGCAUGCAUUGCUUUGAUUUGUAUGCCAGUUAGCAUCAUAUUCAUCAUAUUCGUCCAAUCUAGUUUCAAAGUUGGAUAGAAGUGAAGUUACAGUAGUGCGAAAUCCAAUCUGAUGUCAGAAAGGUGCAACCUGGAAACGCGUGCACUUUGGUCUUUGAACGCAGCAGGUCAUCUGAGUUGAUGGAUUUGCAAUAUAUUAUCUGAUGUGGCAAAUGCACUUUGACAGCGCACAGGACCAACUCUUUCACGUCAGAAGUGCCAUAGUGGAUGAGAGCUGUGUGGUGAGGGCAGUGUUGGAGUUGAAGUGCUCAUGGCCUCUAGGGGAGACAGCUGGCCAUACGUGGGCCGAGAGGCUCACCACUACCACCACCAGCAGCAGCAGCCUCCUAGAGAGGACUACGCCAGGGCCUACGCCCAGCCAGGACCUCCAGGGCCCUACCCCCAGGCAGGACCCCCAGGACCCUACAAUCCCGCGGACCCCAGAGACAGAGAGCAGCCCUGGGCCUCCGUAGACCCCAGAUAUGCCCAGCACUAUCCAGGCAGAAUGACUCCGAUGCCGGAGCCGACUCCUGGCUACAAUGGGGCACCACCACACCACAGACCGCCGGGGUAUGGCCAUCCUCAGUCUCGCCCCAUGUCAAGGCAGGGAUAUGACUACCCCCAUUGGGACUAUCGAGACCCCUACACUUACUAUGACCAGUAUCAUAGAGGCCAUUACCAACACCCAGAUUCAGGAGCGUGGUCAUCUCGGGACCAGUGGCGUCCUAACCCUCCACCUGAGAGAGCUUAUGGCCAGGAGUGGAACAGCCCUCAGUAUCAUGAUUACUACAGCUAUGACCAGCGGGGGGAGAGCGGCCAGUACGACUACAACCAAUCAGGCGGAGGCCACAGGAGGAAGAGUGACGAGUGUGAGCCAGGGGGUCUGGUGAGCUCCAAGACGUCUGGCCUGUCCUCCAGCAGCUGUGAACUCAGCCAGUACAUCAACGGGGCCGACGAGGCCGACUCCAUACCACAGCCUUAUGCAGAGCCAGAGACAGUGCCACAGCUUACAGCUCCAAUGAAGUAUACACUUCCACACGCGCUGGUGAGCUUUGGUCCGGCUGGGCAGCUGGUCCGGGUGAACUCCACCCUGGCCUCAGAUGGAGAACAAGCCCUGGUGGAGCUCCACAGCCUGGAGGUUAUUCUCGGGGACACUGAGGAACAAAAGGAGCUACAGGAUUUCCCAGGACCCCUUGCUAGGUCUGACCUGCACAAGGUGGACGUCAUCACCUUUGCUCUGCAGAGGGCAGAGGCCUGUCUGAAGGAUGACACGCUGCCAGACGCUGCCUCUGCUGCCCUCCUGUGGAAGCUGCUGGUACUGCUCUGCAGGCAGAAUGGAAGAAUUGUGGGCUCGGACAUCGCGGAGCUGCUGACGCGUGGCACUGUGUCUCUGGGGGCGUGCGAGGGCCAGAGUGGCCAGGAGGACGAGGCCAGCCUCAUCGACCUGAGCGACAAGCCCCCGCUCGAGGAGGAGCCCCUGAACACAGCUGACCUGCUGACGGGAAACCCCACGGCCUGCUCCGCCGACACGGCCGAGGAGGCGCUCAGGAGCUACACACAGCUGCUGCUCUGCGGCAGGAAGAAGGAGGCCUUGGAGUCGGCCAUGAAGUCUGGUCUGUGGGGCCACGCCCUCUUCCUGGCCAGCAAGAUGGACAACAGAGCGUACACCACCGUCCUCAACAGAUUUACAGGCUGUCUAUCUCCCAGUGAUCCCUUACAAACUCUCUUCCAGCUUCUCUCCAAGAGGAUCCCCACGGUUGCCACGUGCUGUGGCAGCGACAGGUGGGGCGACUGGAAGCCCCAUUUGGCAGUCAUGCUGUCCAACGAGACAGAGGACUGCGAGACGCACCGCAGGGCUAUCAUCACCAUGGGGGACACACUCGCCUCCAGGGGGCAGCUGCAUGCGGCACACAUUUGCUACCUCACGGCUCGCACCCGCUUCGGAGUGUACACCAACAAAGCCGACCGCCUGGUGCUUCUCACCCGCAGCCACAGCCUUCCAUUUCGAAAGUUCGCCCAGGUGCCAGCGAUGCAGUGCUCAGAGGUGUUUGAGUACAGCCAGAGGCUGGGCAAUGCGGCUUACGUCGACCCUCCUUUUCAGGUGUAUAAGUUCCUAUAUGCGUGUCGUCUGCUGGACUGUGGACUUGCGUCACAGGCCUACCACUACUGCGAGGUGAUCGGGAACUCUUUGCUCACGCUGCAGGAACCGCCCAUGGUGCUACUGAAAGAACUGAUAAAGCUGACGGACAGGCUGAGGCACACCGAGGCCUCACUGGCAGAGGCAGCUGCGGACGGGGGGGACGAGGAGGAGCCCGACUGGCUGGUUCAGCUGCGUAACAAAGAUCUCCACACUCAGGUGAAGCAUUGGGCUGGUAUUGGCUCAUACCAGCCGGCUAGAGAGGAGAGUGCAGCAGAACCAAAGGGGAAUGGCCCUUGCUCAGAAGCGGAUGGGUACUACUCAGUAGACAACCAGCAUUUGGGCGUCGGCACUGGGUCUCUCUCAGCCGCUGCUACCAUGGCCCCUCCAGCACUCGCAGAGCCCCAUAUCAGUGGCGCGGAGGGGCAAUGGAUUCCCCAGAUGGGAACCCCUCCCCCCACGCUGCCGCAAGCGGGUCACCCGAUGCAGGGGCCUCCACAGCUAUCAGGCUACAGCCUGCCAACCGGUCCCAUGCUCCCUCUGCCUAUCCCAGAGCCAGGGGUGCAGCACGUGGGGCUCGCAGACGCUCCACCCCCUUCCAGCAUCCACCACCUCCACCACCAGCAGCAGCAUCAGCAGCACCACCAGGAGCCAGGCCCCGUCCCCUUCCAAGGAGGCUACUCUGACUAUCCUGCAGCUGGAGGAGGAGGAGGAGGAGGAGGAGGAGGAGGGGAUCCCUCACUCAGCUCGCCUCCCACAGAGGCCCAAGGCCCACUUAGAGGUUUGGGGCUAUCGUCUGGACCGCCUAUGGUGCCUGACUACACGUCUCAUCCUGGAGGGGGCAGUGAUCUGGCAGAGCAGAGCCGAAUGAUGACCGCACCAGAGCCGUACGGCAACCGGCCGUCACAGCCCAGUGCCCAAUCAGACAAAGGCUCCAAGUCUGGUUGGUUUAGUGGCUGGUUUGGCUCAAAAGCGAAGAACUCGCAGAUUGAGACAAGCGACGUUGCACCACCCCCUGCCCCUCUCCAGGAGCCAACCAGCAGUCCUCCAUUAUUUCCGCAGCCUCCCAGACCACGACAGAUUCCCCCUCCGUCUACUGGUGUCAACCCGUUUUCCCGACGAGCCAGUCAGCAACAGCCGGUGGUCCAUAUGGCACAGAACCAAGUGCCCAUGCCACAGAUGCAGGGCCCCUGAACGUGGUGAGGAGGACUGGAGGACUGUCUGAAAGAGGCUCUUAGGUUGGAGAAGGGGAGACAAGGACCUCAGGGAUGCCAUAGCACAUAUGCACAUUUGAAGAACAUUUCAGAGGUGGAUGCCUGAUGGGAAGCGAUGCACAUGAUUGUGCAAUGCAACCGGACAAUUCUUGGCAAUAUAUACCAACAAGUCCCUCGGUCUUACUGAAGGCCCCAUUUGUUGUUUUCAAGCCUUUGGACACAAGUCACAGCUGGACUCAGGACAGAGUUAGAUGGGGUCAAUGUGGGAUGGGGAAGGCGGUGAGCGGGGUGGCAGAGU
Molecule: messenger RNA, 3873 nt
Organism: Engraulis encrasicolus (European anchovy)
Lineage: Eukaryota; Metazoa; Chordata; Actinopteri; Clupeiformes; Engraulidae
Gene: sec16b
Product: SEC16 homolog B, endoplasmic reticulum export factor
Exons: 25
Coding region: 496-3555 (1019 amino acids)
Biological process (GO): autophagy; Golgi organization; COPII vesicle coat assembly
Cellular component (GO): ER to Golgi transport vesicle membrane; endoplasmic reticulum exit site
Source: RefSeq, a predicted model, not a curated record